Messenger RNA from Mus caroli (Ryukyu mouse), 930 nucleotides. The record is from RefSeq and is a predicted model, not a curated record. NCBI's taxonomy places the organism in Eukaryota, Metazoa, Chordata, Mammalia, Rodentia, Muridae.
AUGGAUGAGUGUAUGACGUGUCCAGAAACUCACUAUGCAAACUCAGAGAAGAACCACUGCCUCCAGAAAUCUGUGAGCUUUUUGGCCUAUGAAGACUCCUUGGGCAUAGCUCUCACCACCACAGCACUAUGCUUAUCUGUGCUUACAGCUGUGGUGCUUGUAGUCUUUGUGAAGCACAGACACACACCCAUUGUCAAGGCCAAUAAUCGGACACUCAGCUACACACUCCUAUUGACACUCAUCAUGUGCUUUCUCAGUUCCUUGCUGUUCAUUGGCCACCCAAACACUGCAACUUGUAUCUUGCAGCAGACAGCAUUUGGAAUUUUUUUCACUGUGGCUCUCUCCACAGUGUUGGCCAAAGCUAUUACAGUGGUUAUUGCAUUCAAGGUCACUGUUCCAGAUAGAAGGGUGAGGCGGUUAAUGAUAUCAAGGGCGCCUAAUUUCAUCAUUCCCAUCUGCACACUCAUCCAACUUCUCGUCUGUGGAAUAUGGCUUAUUACUUCUCCACCCUUCAUUGAUCAAAAUGCUCAUGCUGAACAUGGUCACAUCAUCAUUUUGUGCAACAAGGGUUCAGCAGUUGCCUUCCAUUGUGUCCUGGGAUACCUUUGCUUCUUGGCACUUGUGAGCUACACCCUGGCCUUCUUUUCCAGGAAUNUGCCUGACACAUUCAAUGAAGCGAAAUUCCUGUCAUUCAGCAUGCAAGUAUUCUUCUGUGUCUGGAUCACCUUCCUCCCUGUCUACCAUAGCACAAAAGGAAAAGUAAUGGUGGCUAUGGAAGUCUUCUCUAUCUUGGCUUCCAGUACAGCUCUCCUUAGCUUGAUCUUUGGCCCCAAGUGCUACAUUAUUUUAUUAAGGCCAGAUAAGAAUGUCUGUCUUGACAUCAGACAUAAAUCCCAUUCAAAAAGGAAUANUGGUUUAAAUUUUAUUUAA